This is a messenger RNA of Rotaria sordida, 1037 nucleotides long. NCBI's taxonomy places the organism in Eukaryota, Metazoa, Rotifera, Eurotatoria, Philodinida, Philodinidae. The record is from the annotation of a GenBank genome assembly.
UGGUUUUCACAACAUAAUUUGAGUUAUUGAUAUGAAAAGUUACAAUCGAUUUUGCAAGAUUUUCAUGUUUUCGUUGUGUUCGCUUCAUUUGAAAUUAUGGACAAAAGAGUCAUAUGUCGUUCGAAAGAGAUCGCUUCGCUCUAUCAAACAAGACGUUAAUUUAGUUUUUAAGAUUUAUCGUUCCUGUGCAAUAGCUUCAGACAUAUGUAUGGAGACUUUUUCAUCGCGGGUUAUCUCAAUAAAAAUCAAAGUUUGUUACUUGAUUUGAUCAGAAAUGUUCUGAUGUACGUUAAGAAAAAUUUCUCCUGAUUAUAAACUUUUAGUAUGUGUCACCAUCAACCGUCUUCGACUACUGCCGAACUACAUUGGACAAAAAAUUGUAAAAUUAAAUCUUUUUGAAAAUCAAACAUUACGUACACCAACCAAUAUAUUUCACGAACUUCUCUUAACACGAGUCUUCAUUCUUAUGAUUACUAUUUUGUUUAUCACCACUGGAUUUUAUAUAUAUUUCGUUGAACAAAAUCAGAUAGUGACAAUUAAACAUCCAUCCCUUGUUACUUACGAACAAUUAUAUAAUGAUCAUUCAGCUACAUUACAAUGUCCUUGUUCACAAAUAUCAAUUUCAUAUGAAAAGUUUCUCAAUAUUACAUAUAUUUUACAUCAAGUAUGCACAAGUGAUUUUGUUUCACCAAAGUGGCUCACUUAUUUAUCAUCUUUUGAUCCAACUCUUGUACCUUCAUGGACUGAAACACCUUUUUCACGUGAUUUUCGUACAAUAGGUGCUUCUUAUUUUCAAUUUCUUGCCACUUUUUGUUCUCUAAGUCAAAUUAAUAUUAAUAAUGCAUUGAAUGUAUUCAUCAAUACUAAAUUUAUAAAUGAUCAUGUACUUCCUCCAUCACUUUUUGCUCAACAAACUCAAGCUAUGAUUGAAUCAUUCAUUGAUUCAACAAAGAAUAAUUUCGCACGUACACUUGAUUGGAUACACAUAACUUUUACCACAAGUUAUUUUUUGAUUGGUAGAAAUAUAAAUUUUCUUA